Molecule: messenger RNA, 784 nt
Organism: Corapipo altera (White-ruffed manakin)
Lineage: Eukaryota; Metazoa; Chordata; Aves; Passeriformes; Pipridae
Product: ras/Rap GTPase-activating protein SynGAP-like
Exons: 1
Source: RefSeq, a predicted model, not a curated record
AUGGUCGUGGUGUCCAUGGCCAACUGGUGUCGGUGGUCAACUGAUGAGUUUGAGGGUGCUCAACUGGUGUCAAUGGCCAACUGGUGUCAGUGGUCAACUGGUGUCGAUGGUCAACCGGUGUCAGUGGUCAACUGGUGUCAGUGGUCAAGUGGUGGUGCCAGGGCCGGCCGCGGCGUGACCGAGGCCGCUCACCCGCCCUCCCCGCCCCCGGCGCAGGACAACAGCCGGCGCGUGGACAACGUGCUGAAGCUGUGGGUGAUCGAGGCGCGCGACCUGCCGCCCAAGAAGCGCUACUACUGCGAGCUGUGCCUGGACGACAUGCUCUACGCCCGCACCACCAGCAAGGCCCGCACCGACAACGUCUUCUGGGGCGAGCACUUCGAGUUCAACAACCUGCCCGCCGUGCGCACCAUCCGCCUCCACCUCUACAAGGACACCGACAAGAAGAGGAAGAAGGACAAGAGCAACUACGUGGGCAUGGUGAGCAUCCCCAUCGCCAGCGUCACCGGGCGCCACUUCGCCGAGCAGUGGUACCCCCUGAGCCAGCCCAGCGGCAGCAAGAGCAAGGCCGGGUGCCCGGCGCUGCGGGUCAAGAGCCGCUUCCAGACCAUGAGCAUCCUGCCCAUGGAGCUCUACAAGGAGUUCGCCGAGUACGUCACCAACAACUACCGGAUGCUCUGCGCCGUCCUGGAGCCCGUGCUCAGCGUCAAGAGCAAGGAGGAGGUGGCCUGCGCGCUCGUGCACAUCCUGCAGAGCACCGGCAAGGCCAAGGUGGGCACCGGGG